Messenger RNA from Biomphalaria glabrata, 8081 nucleotides. RefSeq names its product kinase non-catalytic C-lobe domain-containing protein 1-like. NCBI's taxonomy places the organism in Eukaryota, Metazoa, Mollusca, Gastropoda, Planorbidae. The record is from RefSeq and is a predicted model, not a curated record. Gene Ontology annotation, molecular function: guanyl-nucleotide exchange factor activity. The coding region runs from base 341 to 6511 and encodes 2056 amino acids. Gene Ontology annotation, biological process: small GTPase-mediated signal transduction. The transcript is spliced from 26 exons.
AAUAUUUUUGGUUGCUGCCUACUGGGUUAGGCUCUGCUACACGCCUGGCUAACUUUGUGUGAAAUAUAAGAGCCUCUUUAUGCCUGGGGGCUUUAGUCUGCAAUAGGUAAAGUCCGCAUUGUAAGAUUGGUGGAAUUUCAAAAUAGAAAUAACAAAUGAGUGAAAUAUAAAAAUUCUAGAAAAGAGGAGCUCUUUUAAUUUCUGGGUAUAUAUAUAUGAACAAAAGCAAAACUUAAACAGUAACUAUUGGUUAUACAUACGGUGAUGUUUAGCUAACUGGGUCACACAUGAACAUGUCCAUCACAAAGUUUGAACUCCAACAACGUUAGAGCAGUCAGCCAUGGAACAAGGCAGCCCGUCUUCUAUGGACGAGCUUGUCAUGGAAGCACAGGCGGAUGACACGAGUACCGUCUCUCUAUCGGACGUGCUGUCGUCAAGAAACUGUUACCUCGGGGAGCUGGAGUUAUGGGCCUUGUGCCGGGAGUGCUGCCUCACUCUGGAGUACGUCCACACCCACGUGGAGCUCUUUCAGUCGAUGUAUAUCAGCCCAAACACAGUGGCCUUUGACACGGAAGGGAAUGUUUGCUUCCUAGAUUUAGAUAUGGAUCCAGACCCAAUGUUUGUUGCUCCGGAAGUGGUGGGCAGUUCGGGGAAUUCUUACAAGACCCAUUUGUUUUCACUUGGCAUGACAUUAUUGGCUGCAACAGAGUACAACACCAGGUCAGAUGAACCUAAUGCAGAGCUGAGUGACACUUUUACUGAACUUUUGGCAUGCUUGACGAAUGAAAAUAUUGACCAAAGACCUGACCUAUAUACAGUUUUAGAUGCCUGUGAUGGAGCUUUAGGAGGUCAUCAGUCAUCAGAGAUUUGCGCUAAAAUUAUAGGAAUAGAACAUCACGAGAUAAAUUACAAUAAAGAGAAUACUACAACACAAUCUGACAGUCAUGGAUCUGAUAACAAACAGUUCUCUCCAAAGUCAAACCCGAGUCACAAUUUUAAAGACGUCAAUGACAACUGUGUCAACAAAGCAUCACAAGAAGUGGAUCCCUACCACAAAGGUUUUGAAAGUAGCAGUUUAGAAGAUGAUGAUGGUUCCCUGAAAAAAAAUUAUGUAGCAGACUGUCAGCUAGCCAAGCCACAAAGGUUGACACUUAGUGCGCUGUUGAACAAUCUAGAUAGAUAUUUCAAUGAAUCUGAAGUGUGGGCAUUGUGUUCUGAGUGUGUCUUCUAUUUACAAAGAAAAAAAAAGCAUUUACCUGCAUACAUAUCCCCUGACACUGUGGUUUUAUAUGACUCUGGUAAAGUCAGGUUUAAACCUGUCGGUGAGGAGAAGCUUCUAGAAAUGAUUUACAUGGCACCAGAACUACAACAAAAAGGAACAGUCAGUGAAAAGACUUGCUUGUAUGGACUUGGCAAGACUUUACAGAGUGCAGUCGGCCACAAAUAUUCCUCUAACAUGGAAGAUGCUGAGACCCUGGACAUUCUCAUUCAAGCCUUUACUCAGUCUAAUGAUGAGAAGCGCCCAACUUUAGAAACAGCUUUCGAGAUGUGCCAAGAGUAUGAAAAAUGUAACAGAAUCAACUAUCUUCAUAUCCGGCAAAGUCUUUAUAGGGAAGCAACAAGACAGAUGAUGAAAACAGAUGUUGAAAAUAAUAUGAUACAAGAGACCUCUAAGAAUAUCACAUCUGGAUUACAAGAAAAAACUACAGGAAGUACCUCCCAUUCUACUGAUACUUCUGUCAGCGUAAUGUCUUCUGCAUUUCAACCUGUCAAACAAAACAAAACUAGUAAAAUUAAUGACAACCUUACCAACAUGCCUGCAGCAUUUUCUUCGCCGGCCACUCACUUUAAACCCAUUGUGAUUGAACAUGCUGUCAACUCUCAGUCAGUCGCUGCUGGUGACAGUUCUGAUGACAAACUGCACGGCAAAGACACAAAUGUUGUGACCAAGCUCAAGGAGAUCAAAGACAACAUGCUGAAACAUCACAAAUCUCAUGUUGAUCACAGCGUAAGAGAGAGGCGGAAAGAAAAUUCUGAUACGGCGAGUAAAGAAACACACUCGAGCUUGGCUAACAAACCUUCUAGUGCAUUGCCUGAUCAACCUGUUCUGUCACAGACUAGCAGCAUUGGUGAACAAAUUCCUAGUGCCGAGGUUUUAGUGACAGCUAUUGCCCAGUAUUUAAAGACACAUUUGACUAAGGAUAUAUUGAAUGAAUCAAACACUACUAGUUUAGCAUUGCAAUCUAAAAGUGCUUCUGUCUAUAAUGGGGCUUCCCCUCCUGAGCAGGCAUAUCAGUCCAUGGGCUACUACUCUCAACCAGCAUUAUCAUCAUACACCACCCUUCCAACUAACAGCAACACAAUAUUGACCACAGCCAUCUCAGCUCAUCCCAUAUCCUAUGCUGCACCUGGUAACCUGGUCUAUCCUACAAACAGAAGCCUAGCUCCAGGCAAAACUCCUCAUGCUGGGAUUAAUGUCUCACAGCACCUACCUCCCAAUGUGGUCAUGUCUUCAACUGGUAUAGAUAGUAGUAGAUACCCAGUGCAAUAUGCUGGGCCGCCUUCUUAUAACAGUGCCCCACCUCCUUACUAUCAAAACCCUGCGCUGGGCAUGAUUGCUCCGCCAGCUCUUCCAUACCAAGUCUCUCCCCAGUCUCAACAAGCUCCAUACCUUCAACAUUACCAUCAUACUCAUGAUACCUUGCAUCCAGAAGUUAACAAACAACUUUAUGCUCAGUAUUACCAUGACAUGGAUUACCCCAGACCUGCGAUGUCAUCUCAUAAACACAUGUCUGGUAGUCAAUAUCCCAAUGGCAGUAGCUGGCAUGGAAGUUUGCAUCGGCAUCCCAGCCAGCACAAUCAGAAUGACGCUGCAAACAAAUUCCCAGAACUGGAAUUACGAGACCCACAUUCCUCCUCCCCAGACUCCCCCUCACCGUCGCUGUCCAAAGACUCGGGUAUAUGUUUAGCACAGCAGAAUGACCGUCUGGCUUCUCAAAGGCAGAGUCCAUUAUUUCAUGUCCUGCAGAUCAUCAGGGACUAUUUUACGAUAGAUGGAAUAUUUGACACUGGAGUAGAGGAUGUGGUUAUGACUGAGUAUAUCUUGUCACUGAGAUCACUCAAGUGGGAAACUUUCUGCAAUGCUGUCACAGAGAAGUAUUGUCACCUGGUGUGGAGUAAGAACUUACUUCAUAAAUUAUACCUGGCCAUAAGUAGGAUAUCACCUCAGUCUCAGAAUAAACCCAGCUCUGUGGAUGUGACAGUUAAAGCCCAACUGUUUCAUCAGAACUCAAUUAGCCCACAGACAGACAGUUUCAGGCCAAGCCCAAAAGAACACAACAAAAGUACAUCACCUUCAAGCAAUACAACAACCCAGGCUGGCAAGUCUGCUUUACCACAGGAGAAAGAAAAAUCUGGCAAACAUCUGCCACCAUCAUUACAUUAUUCUCCUGAAGAAAGAGAAGUCAACCAUUCUACAGAAGUGUUUACCAGACUACAGAACUCUUCUGCCAUCCAAUCUAAUCCAUUAUCUGUGAAGCCCUCUAGAGACAGUCAGCAUUUAAACCAAGUCCCUUUUAACCAUUAUGAGACAAUUAAAACUAAAACAGAUUCAACUAGCCUUUCUUCUAACUUCAGUAAAGAGCAAAGUUUACAUCCAAAUAAUUUAAAAGGUUCAGGAGAUCAGUAUGAACAUCCAAAUUAUUCACAGCCUUAUCCUGAUUCAUUUCAUUCUUUACAAAAUCCAAAGAAACAGCAAUGGCACAAUAUAAAGUCUAAUUAUCCAUCUUCAACUGCAUUCAUGCGUGAUCCAGCUGAAGUGACGAAAGUGCCGGCACAUCACCCUAACACAUACAGAAGGCCAGUACAAAGACAAUUAAGAGCGCCCUCUGCACCAGUCACAUUCGAUUCCAAGACUUAUAAUGAUGAUGACGUGUUUACAGAAUCCGAUUUACAUAUGUCUGCAGAGAUGAGAAAGUUAUCAGCAGAACUCUUCAAAGAUAGAACACAUAAGAGUCAAGCAUUUUUACCUACAAUGAACCCUAGUCGACCUCGAAUUGCUGAUGGCAAGGAAGUGAUGCAAAGAAAUAGUAGCUAUACUCCUCAGGGUACUGAUACAAGAAAUAAAAAUGAUAGCCCAAUAGUGCCCCAAGUGGAAUUAUCCAAAUGCAUCACUUCUGAGGUCACACAGAGUCACAAACAAGAUUUGAAGCCUGUCAACUCCCAAUCUAAUUCUGUCUUUACCAACAGAUUCACAGCUGAGGAAAAUGGCUACAAAGAUUCUGAAAAUACAGCUAAACAUUUUGGUCAUAGUACACAUCUUUCAAUGUCAUUAAAUAAAAAUGACACAUAUGUCAAUCACAAUCCCACAUCCAAAAUAGAUGGUCCAGGUAUCAAGAUGUCAUACAAUCGUUCCCUGUCGGCAGUUUACAGCAGGCAACCAGUGGAAACAGGGGUCAAGGUGAUUGAUAAAGAUAUAUUCUCUGCCAAUCAUCAUCGAACUGCCUCUAUGGGCUCCCUGGAACACAUGGACCUAAAUAGCCCGUUGCUUGAGUAUGUCAAAAGGAGCCAUGUAGUUUACCACUCAUCUAUGAUUCAACUCAGUUUGACUCCAGAGAUGAAUACAUUUAUCAACUCCAUUGAUGAAGAGAAUAAAUCUUCCAUAGAGCUUCGAAUGGCUGGCAUACGUCAGGAAAUACUUGUUCUUAGGAGAGAAAGGAAAAAAUCUCAGAAAUUUUACAGGAGACUUAAGGAGGGCCAAAGUGUCAAGGUCACUAAAGGUGAUCAACAUGUGAGUGAUCAGACUUUGAAGGAAUUGUCAGACAUUGCCCACAAAUUGUCCUUUUUACUGAUGUGUCAAACUCAUCUCCAGAUGUUGUUAGCUGAGCUGAAUGGUCUCAACACUUGCUUCCUCUACACCCUUAGUGCAUGUGAUGGUAGUCUGCUGUUUCAGCCAUGUAAAGAUAACCCCUACUUGCAGUUCCGCACCAUUGCCACUCCAGACUCUGAUCCAUUGACUGUCUUACAAGCUGGCUCACCAAGAGGAUUAAUGUCUUACCUUUAUAAGUCGUCUGCAUUGAGUGAUGGCUACAUCCACCAGUUUCUGAUGUGCUUUAGAUAUAUACUGACCGCUGACCAACUCUUGACCUUUAUACUUGACAAGUGUCACUCGUCACAAAGUACUAAAACUAGAGAUGUCAACUUGACCCAUGUGGAGAGACGAUCUCUAGACCUUCUUCAUUAUUGGCUGGAGGGUUACUACAGUAUAGACUUUGCUACAGACAGAAAACUUGUGUCAAAACUUGUGGACUUUAUCAAAGAGCAGAUCGAGUUGAAGGUGGAAGGGGCAGACAAUCUGUUUAGCUUGUGUUCUGCCUGUAAGAUGGGAGAUCACUCUGAGUUGAUGUUGAUGACAGAACUGGAGGAAGAUGAGGAGGAUGGAGAUGACACAUUUUUCUUGCACUUAUCAAGUCCUAUGAGAUCUAAAUCUGAUUGGAUGCUGGAGUGGAACAGUUUUAGAUCCUUACUGAAGAUUUCUAAACCAAGCAAGGGAAGCUACCGCUUAGGGAAAACUAAAUCAGAGCAGAGGUUGAAUGCUUGUACUGAGGUUCAAAGGUCAUCUCAAAAGUUUUCUGUCAUUGAUUGUUCGGCUCAUGUUUUGGCAGAACAGCUGACACUUUUGGAGCAGGAAUUUUUCCGCAAGUGUCAUCCAGUACACUUUUUAAACUCUCAGUGUCAAGGAGUGGGCGUGGCCCUGUCUAUGCCCGGCCUUAGGACUCCAUCAAUGUCAAGGAAGUCAGAGACAAUUAGCAGCCCCAAGAAAGGUUUGUUCAUUGGGGAUCCAGUCAUUCAGUCUAGGCUCGUUGACAUGAUCACACACUCCCAUGAGCUGGCUCACUGGGUGUCAGUAGAAGUACUUAGUUGUGGCUCUCACAAGUCCCAAGUCAACUUACUGACCAAGUUUCUGACCAUUGCCCAGAUGUGCUUAAAUGUCAGGAAUUUUGCCACAGCUCUGUCCAUAUUGGAUGGCCUUGAGAACUUGGUAGUCAAACAAUUACCAGUCUGGAAGGAUGUACCUGCCAAGUAUAUUGGUUAUAUGAAUGACCUCAACAAUACUAAGGUUAAACUUAAGAGUGAGUCAACCUGGCUCAUUUCAGAAAAAGACUGGCACCUCCAACCAACGAUUCCCAGUGCUCUCUUUGUAGCUUUGCAGAUCCAGCAGUUGGAAAUUGGCAGUUUUACUUUGGCUAAUGGAAUGUACAAAUGGGACAAAAUGAGGACCAUUAGUGAAGCAGUUGAUCAGCUGCGAAUAUUUCGAGACCAUGAGUAUGGGUUCCAGCCUCAACCCGAUGUCCAGUUGUCUUUAAAGCGAUGUUUAAGUGAGUUCAGCGACAAGGAUCUCCAUGUGGUGGCAUCCACUCAGGAGAACAACUUCCGCAGACACUCUUCCUCCUCUUCCUUGUCAGGCACUUUGAAAAGAAUGAAAGAGAAGCUACAGUCAAUCAAAAAAUAAUUGAUGGUGUCUCCUGUUAAGUUUUCUUGAUUCUUCUUUCUUCUUCUCAUUGUUAUGUUGGACUGGUCCAAUGACUAGACCAAUAAACAAACCCUGGACUGGUCCGAUGACUAGACCAAUAAACAAGCCCUGGACUGGUCUGAUGACUAGACCAAUAAACAAGCCAAACUGUGUUGAUGAUCUGAAACUGUUUUGUUUGAUUUUUGUUUGUUUUUUUUUUUGUCUUUGUUGUUCUAUAAACAUGUACUUGGGGUUUUUUUUAGAUAUAAAAACCCAAAUUGAUUUUAGCUGUUUCAUAAGAAAAUAUAUAGAGAAAAUGUUCUUGUAAUGUUGUUAACUCAUAUUGGGAAUACAUAAUUUAAUUCUGUUGUUCAUAAAUCAAGUCUAACUACUGAGAAAAAAAAAUGUAUGUUUCAAAACUGACUUGACUAGACUUGACUUGACUUAAUCCUUUGCACUCCAAGGGGAGCAUAGGGCCGCAACCACACCUCUCCAUGGAACUCAGUUCUGAGCAGAUUUCUUUUGUGAUGUCCAAACUAUCCUGACCAUAUCAGACCUUGAUGUGGUGAACUCUGGCCCCUCCAAACUUCUGCUCACAGGGCCUUAAGAAGCUAUAGAAGUUUUUUCCGUUGAACUCAACUUUUUAAAUUUUUUUUUACUGUGAUUGGGUCUGUUUUAAAAAAAAAAGUAAAGUUCCCCCUUUCAGACCUUGUGGUUUAUAGGGCAAAUGAUGUAAAGGUCAUCUGUUUCUGUGGCCUACGGUUAACAAGGGUGUCACGUGGCCAGCACAAUGACUAACUGCCUUUACUUUUCCCUAACUAAUGUCAGGUAGGGCCUACCCAUUAGAGCUGGGUGGACUCAGAGGUGCCCGAAGAUCCCGAAAUUAAAAAUCCCAGUCUUCACCAGGAUUUGAACCCUGGUUCGGAAGCCAAGCACUUUACCGCUCAGUCACUGCGCCUCCGGGUCUGUUAUACUUUUUAUAAAUAUGGACGCCUACCAGGCUAUAAAAGGUUGGCCACCACUGCAACUAAACAAUGGGUUGAGUUUGGUUUCCUGGCUAUUUUUAAAAUAUGCGCAGAGAAUGGUAAUUUGUAUGGUUUUAAAAAUAUUCAUAAUAGUUUUUUAAUUUGUAAUAAUAUUUUUCAACAUAUUGUUUUGUUUUAAAUAUGCUUUUCCUUUCAGUUUAACCUGAUAGUAACUCAAUCUUGUUUAUUAGUUUUAUGAACAAUAGCAGAUUAGGAUGCCUAAUGGCUGUAAAAUUUCAAGACAUAUCUUACUUAGUCUUACGGGGAGUAGUUUGUCAGAAUUGAGACGAUUGUAUAAGACUGACAUUGUUUAGAACUUUGUGGUCUGGGUUUAAACUUGUGUAAUUUUAUCUUUGUUUUAACAUUGCUUGAACUUUAUUACACAUGAAAUUGAUUGACUGUAUUUAAUCUGUGAUAAUUAUUUAUAUAUUAACCUUACUAAUCCGUCCAGUCAUUUAUGACCAUUAAAACUUGACCAAGGUUUCAUUGUACCAGGCCAGUCAUAUGUCUGUUUUGUAAUUGUACUAAACAAAUGAAUCAACGUA